UUCUGUGCUGUUCAGCGUUCAACGUUCAGUGUUCAUCGUUCUGUGUUCAGUGUUCGUUCUGUGUGUGUUUCAUGUGCGGUGCACGGUGUGUGCGGUGUUCAGUGUUCAGUGGAGUAACGACCACAGCUGCAAACGGACGUGUCGUGACGUACUCGAUAAGAUAAAACACACACAAUCCAAAUCGAAAUCCAAAACGAAACAGUUCAACAUCAAAUUACGAAAGUAAAUAAUCAAAAUUAAAAAUCAAAAGUGACAAAAUUAAAAGACAAGCAAAUCCAAAUCAAAAACGAAACAUCAAAUUACGAAAGUGUAAAUCAAAGGUGACAAAAUUAAAAGUUUCAAGUGUUUGCACCUUGAAAAUCCAAUCGAAGUGUUCGUUGCGGUGUCGUCCUCGUGAAGCGCGCGUGUGUGUCUGUGUGACAAAAUUUCGACGGCAUAAAAUGUAAGCCCGAGCUGCAAAAGAUUCAAAAUGCGUUUCAGUGCGUGGGCCUAAAACAAAGCACAAAGCAAAAGCGAAAGCAACGUUUCAUCUGUAAAACACUCUCUUACUCUGUCCUCUAAACUAUAUCCUAUAACUAGACCAGCAAAUACUAUAUACUACUAUAUAUAUAUAUACUAUUCGAUAUAUACAACAACUCGACAACUGUGCGUGUACUUCUUAGUCAGCUAUCUCGCAGCACAGACAAACAAGCGUAGCGUAUUAGAGCGUCCUUUCCCAUACAAAUGCUGCCAAUAAACGCCUAAAAUCAGCCCAAAUAAUAAGCCCAAAACACAACCAGAAAAUAACUGUGAUCAUAGCCUAAAACACGCAACAACAAUAACAACAACAACAACAACGACCAGCAAACCAGCAACCAGCCAGAGGAAGAGGAGACAAUGAGAAUGACCAUCAGAAGCCGCUAAAGAACUCAAGGAACUCUGAACACUACUCAAAAGCAAAUCGAGAGCCAAAAGCGUGCCACACUCACAAUUGAUGCCCAAUUUUACUGAAUUUAUAGAUCUGCAGAUACUGUAAAUACAGUAAAUUGAAAUCAAUUGCGGAGAGCAAGAGCCAAGACGACGACAGACAAUUAAGUGGCAAAGCAGGCUGGACGGUGGUGGAUGUAAUGACAACAAUUGACGCGAUGUAGCGCAGACUUAUGGUCGGCGAACGCGACAGGGACCGUGAGGCGGUACGCUGGGCAACGGGUGAAACAACACCGCUUCAAAACAAUAAUGGAGUGUUACAAAUGGUCGGGCAAUUGCAUGGUGGACAGGCUGCUAGCCAACAGCAGCAGCAACAACAGCAACAACAACAACAAACUCAACAACAGCAACAGCAACAGUCUAAGCAACAACAGAAACUGCAGCAACAGCAACAGGAGCAACAACAACAACUGUUUUAUCAGCAACACGAGACAACUGCGCGUGGACUGCAACUUGCGAGCACAGCCGACGGCGGCGAUAAUCAGCCCUAUUACGAUACAAGCGGUAAUGUCGAUUGGGAGAGAGCGAUGGGAGCCGGUGGAGCUGGUUCAUAUGGUUGCAUCGGCGGAGGUGUCACAGCAACUGGCGGCGGUGCUUAUAACAGCAAUGCAUCUAAUGCCAUCGGCGGUGCUGUCCUCAACAAUCGUCACCUGGAUUACCCUGAUGGCGGCCACCUUGCUGGCCCAUCCGCCUCAGCAGCGGCUGCUGGCCAUGGCCUGGGAGCAGCUAAUACAGCUGGAGGAUCGCUGCGACUCGUCGGCGUCGGCGGCGUCGGGGGAACGUCGUCGUCUGUUGGCACUGGCGGGGGCAGCACGGGGGCCAUUGGCAAAGAAGUUCGUUACGCUCCAUUCCCAGUUACAUCACCAACGCAUUCAAAUCCCACAACUUCCCAGCAGCAACUGCAACAACAGUUGCAACAACAAAUGGCACUCGGAGGUGGUGGUGGUGGAGCCGGCAGCGGCAUUGGUGGUGGCAGCAUUGGCGGCCCCGCUGGCAGCCUCGGCGGCGGCGGUGGCGGUGUUGGUAGUGGUGGUGUUGGUGUUGUCGGCGUCGGUGUCGGCGUCGGUGUCGGAGUUGUUAUGCUGCCACAAACAGGUGGAGCAGGAGGUGGCUCUAAUGCCGGCGGCAUUAGCCACAGCAAUACAACGGGCGCUCUGCAGCGGACACAUUCCAGAUCCAUGUCCUCCAUACCGCCGCCGGAGCCGUUCAUGAUAGCGCAAUCGAAGCAAAUGAACAGCCGCGUCUCCAUCAAUGUUGGUGGCGUUAAGCACGAGGUGCUCUGGCGCACCUUGGAACGCCUGCCGCACACGCGUCUCGGCCGGCUUAGGGAGUGCACCACCCAUGAGGCCAUCAUUGAGCUGUGCGACGAUUAUUCGCUCGUCGACAACGAGUACUUCUUCGAUCGCCAUCCGAAGAGCUUUAGCUCCAUUCUCAAUUUCUAUCGCACUGGCAAAUUGCACAUUGUGGAAGAGAUGUGCGUGCUUGCGUUUAGUGAUGAUCUGGAGUAUUGGGGCGUUGACGAACUCUAUCUCGAAUCAUGCUGUCAGCACAAAUACCAUCAACGCAAAGAGAACGUGCACGAGGAGAUGCGCAAGGAAGCCGAAUCAUUGCGUCAGCGGGAUGAGGAAGAGUUCGGCGAAGGUAAAUGCGCUGAGUACCAAAAAUAUCUCUGGGAACUGCUCGAGAAGCCCAACACGAGUUUCGCUGCGCGGGUUAUCGCAGUGAUAUCCAUACUAUUCAUAGUCCUGUCUACCAUAGCCCUGACGUUGAACACCCUACCACAACUACAACACAUUGACCAUGGUACACCACAGGAUAAUCCGCAAUUGGCAAUGGUUGAGGCCGUGUGUAUCACGUGGUUUACCCUUGAGUACAUACUUAGGUUUAGCGCCUCGCCGGACAAGUGGAAGUUCUUUAAGGGCGGCCUUAACAUAAUCGAUCUAUUGGCAAUACUCCCAUACUUUGUUUCGUUAUUUUUAUUGGAAACGAAUAAGAAUGCAACGGACCAGUUCCAGGAUGUGCGCCGGGUGGUGCAAGUAUUCCGCAUCAUGCGCAUCCUGCGAAUCCUUAAGCUGGCCCGUCACUCAACGGGCCUGCAGUCGUUAGGCUUUACGCUGCGUAACUCAUAUAAGGAACUCGGUCUACUAAUGCUGUUCCUGGCCAUGGGCGUUCUCAUAUUUUCUUCGCUGGCAUAUUUUGCCGAAAAGGAUGAAAAGGAUACAAAAUUCGUUUCAAUACCGGAAACAUUUUGGUGGGCGGGUAUUACAAUGACAACUGUUGGCUACGGGGACAUCUAUCCCACAACUGCACUGGGAAAGGUUAUUGGUACUGUGUGUUGCAUAUGCGGUGUUCUGGUAAUCGCUUUGCCUAUUCCCAUCAUCGUUAACAAUUUUGCUGAAUUUUAUAAGAAUCAGAUGCGACGCGAGAAGGCCCUCAAGCGACGCGAGGCGCUCGAUCGUGCCAAACGCGAGGGUAGCAUUGUCUCCUUCCAUCAUAUCAAUCUAAAAGAUGCGUUCGCCAAAUCAAUGGAUCUCAUCGAUGUGAUUGUCGACACAGGCAAGCAAACAAAUGUUGUGCAUCCGAAAGGUAAAAGACAAAGCACCCCCAAUAUAGGCAGGCAAACCCUUGACGUGCAAAGCGCUCCAGGACACAAUCUCUCCCAAACGGAUGGGGAUGGCAACAGCACCGAGGGUGAAUCAACCGAUCGCAAUCCAGCAACCACAGGCACCGGCUGCUAUAAGAACUAUGAGCACGUAGCCAACUUGCGUAACUCCAACAUGCACCACCGCCGCGGCUCUAGCUCCGAGCAGGAUGCAGUGCCGCCUUACAGCUUCGAUAAUCCCAAUGCCAGACAGACCUCAAUGAUGGCCAUGGAGAGCUACAGACGUGAGCAGCAGGCACUGUUGCAAUCCCAACAGCAACAACUGCAACUGCAGCAGCAGCAACAGGAGCAAAAGAAGCUGCAGGCAGCAGGACAAUUGCCAGCCGGAGGAGUGGCCAACAAUCUGGCGAUGGUGGCAGCUUCAAGUGCUGCCACAGCGGUGGCAACAUCCAGCACUGCUGGACAGGAAAGUGGAGCAGGAGCAGGAGGAGGAGGAGGAGUUGCUGCGGGAGGACAGGCAGAGGAUGCGAUGACCAUAGCGUCGAAUCAGAAAGGAUUGCCCAUACAGAUGAUGAUAACACCAGGGGAAGUGGCCGAGUUGCGUCGCCAAGUGGCGCUCGAGAACCUGCAGAACCAGCGCAUGGACAAUCUGGAGCAGGAUGUGCCCGUGGAAUUCGAAUGCUGCUUCUGUACAACCAAGGACUUCAAGGAGUACACCGAUGCAGAGGGCGUCAUCUCGCUUCCAACCUCCGACUUCCACAAGCCCAUCUGCCUGGAGAUGCGCAUGGCGGCGGCCAAUCAUCAUCAACAGCAGCAGCAGCAGCUGCAGCUGCAGCAGCAGCAACAUGCCAAUCGGCAGGCCAAUCAAUUUGGUCUGUUGCAACCUCCGGAUGUUGCCACCGCGUUGCCUCCGCCUCAACUGUUGCCAUCGUACUCAAGUGCAGCGAAUGCUGUGCCCAUCAUUUCGCAAUCAUCGUCGACAUCGUCGUCGUAUGGCACCACAACGUCCACGACCAUCGCACUGCCACUGGAGGCCACUCAACGGCAUUAUGGGGCGCCCAUUGCCAGCAACUUCAAUCACAACUACAACAACAACUUCAACACGACGACAGUCGGAGCGGGUCUCGGAGCUGUGGCCAGCUCUGGCCACCAGACGGCAACUGGCAAUGGAUUGCUGCUGUUUGGCAACGGCAACUAUGCGGGCAUCUGCAGCAGCGUCAGCGGCAGCAACAGCAACAACAACAACAACAAUGCGGAUCUCGCCAGCGUCGACAGCUCGGACACUUAUGCCAGCUGCCAGACGCAUCCGUUUCUGUCGCAGGGCGAUCUCACUGCCGACUUCAACGACGAGGCCUGCGCCUUGGACAUUGACAUGGACAAUCUGUACAUCAAUCCCCUCGAGAAGGAAUCCUGCCGCUCCACCAACAUCAGCAGCUCCACGGGCUUCAUUGUCGGCCUUCCGCCCACGGUCUCUGCCUCUGGUCUCUCAAUGCGUGCGCAGGUCAAGAAGAGCGCCUCGGGUGACACAGCGCUGCGAAAUCUUGCUGCUGGUGGUCUGAGUCCCUUGGAUGAUGUCUAUCAGAACUUUGAUGUGCAGGAGCGUGGCAGUCGUGUCAGCUUGAACGAGAACUCAGUGCCAAAGCAUCGCAAGACGCGUUUCCAGCAGAGCUUCACCGCCAUGCGACCCAGCUCGAGCAGCGGCGGCAGCAACAAGCCACGCGCUCGCUUCGAGGACACCAAACUGAGCGAGGACAAUGUGCGCGGGGGAGUCGAGGGCGCUGCUGCCUCUGGCGGCUCUGCAGUGGCAUCUGCAGCGUCCACAAGCGGCGCUGCCGCUGGCGUCGGCGGCAGCAAGAAGAAGCGCUCGGCCUUUAUGCCGGGCAAGAGCUUAGCCACUGCCACCAAACUGAUAAAUCAGCGUUUGUUUGGCAUACAAAAUGCGGGCGCCAAAGCCAAAUUUGAGAGCAAGCAUUCCUCAUCGAUAGACUCGAUUGAUGCAUCGCCGAAUCUGGAGCAUCACAGGCGCUCCAAGUCGAUACUGAAAAACAAGUCUGAUGUCUCGCGCGUGCUGUCCGAUCCCGAAAGCGAACGUCUCUUGGCGGACAAUAUGUCCGGCUCUGGCGUAUCCGAUAAUGGCACAGUCAUGGGCGAAUCUGGCAGCGAUUACUCACCGAAUAAAUUACCUCAUUCAGUUUUAGCUAAGUCUAUAUCCCCACCACCCCUCAGGCAUCGCACCCUAAUGCAUCAACGCUCCGGUCCCGCGACACUGCAAACGAAGCCAACCAAAUUCCAAACUCCACGCUAUCCCGAGGAGCAGGCACUGCGCCAAGUGAAGCCUCCCGUGCUCUCUCGCUCCUCUCUCUCGGCACAGACAUCAACCGAUGGUCGCUACGAUCCGAGUCAGACCCGGGAUAGCAGUCUGGACUCCGAGACAACAUUCACCUCGCCAGCGAGGCAACAACCGGAGGCAACCGCAACCGCCGCAGCCAAGCCGCAGGAUAAUGCCGAACAGGAAGCAGAGGGCGACGGCGAUGGCGAUGGCGAAGGCGAGGGGGAAGCUGAAGGUGAGGGCGAGGCAAACGACGAGCAGCGUGCGCUGUUGCAGCCACAAAACCGCGACGAAGCGAGCAAGGACGAUGGCAAAGGAUCUGGAGGAGGAGGAGGAGGCGGUGCAACAACAUCAAGCUCUGGAGGCGGGGCAACGUAGCAAUUAGUGAAGACAGACACCAAGAGCGCUUAGUAGUUAUUGUACUAUAUAAAUAUUAUGAAAUGAUGAAAUGAAAUCGUAAGGGAAAUCCCACACUCAAAAACACACUCAAAAUACAACAAAAUGAAAACAAGAAAACUCAAAGUGAUAGCAAAGUUAGCGAAAAUGGAAUGUGAAUUAUAUAAAAGCAAUGAACAGUAUCCUAGUCUAAAUCGUGGUGCAGAUAGGGAAGCGUUGACGUUGAAUAUUUUUACAAAUACAAUAACUGAAACCGCAUAGAAUCCAAAAACAAUGAACAAGAACAGCAACUGAAACUACUCAAAAAGCAAAAAAAAAACACAAAACCCAAAAAAAAAAAAAAAAAACACCAAAUAUAAAUAAAUAAUAAAGCAAAUAUCGUU
Messenger RNA from Drosophila albomicans, 6676 nucleotides. It is a transcript of the gene Shab, whose product is annotated as potassium voltage-gated channel protein Shab. Gene Ontology annotation, cellular component: membrane; voltage-gated potassium channel complex. Gene Ontology annotation, molecular function: delayed rectifier potassium channel activity; protein binding. Gene Ontology annotation, biological process: potassium ion transmembrane transport; protein homooligomerization. Lineage: Eukaryota; Metazoa; Arthropoda; Insecta; Diptera; Drosophilidae. The record is from RefSeq and is a predicted model, not a curated record. The transcript is spliced from 13 exons. The coding region runs from base 1140 to 6275 and encodes 1711 amino acids.